CAAAACCCCAUAGCGAAUGCCUCGGCUCCUACAUCAUACGGCAACUGAAGCUCGGUAAAUGAUAUAGCUAUAGAAUCUACCCCAAGUGACUGUUCUUCAUAUGCCGUCGACAAUUUUAACCUAUACUAACUACGUAGCUUCCAACAUCGCGGGGAGAUCCAACUCAUUCUUCCAGAAUCAAUCUACUAUCACAUACACAUACACACAACCAUGUCUUCCCAAACGAAAAUGCAAUCGAGCAAGCCUCGAGUUCGCAAAUCAAGAAGCACAACAACCAAGCAGCUAAAGCCCAAGAGCACAGCACUAUCAUCAUGUCUUUUCUGUCUCCGAAACCGCAGAAAAUGCGUACGAGUAAACGGACAAGCACAGUGCUCUGAAUGCACAGCCUUAUGCCAGGCUUGCCACUGGCCAAAUGUCCAACAGAACCUUCAUCAACUAUUACACGAGAAGCAGCAACUAUAUCUUCAGCGGCGGUCACUAUCAAAAAGCUUACUAGAAGGCGUCAGGGACAUGGAGUUCUGCUCGUCCACGAUAGAAACACAACGGACUUUGAAGCGAUUGUUAGACGAUAUGGUUAAUGUGGAACAAAGGGCAUUUCAGCUCGAGUCGGAGGAGUCAAGACUUUGGGGAUUGAGGCUCAGGGCCCAAGACAGCGACGAUAUAGAUUCGGAGGACUCGUGUUCAAGUGAGAGUCUGUCUGAGCCAUCUCAGAGUCUCGAUUGUAACUUUGCUUUUCCAUGGCUAGAUUAAUAUCAAGAUGCCUAUAAGUGGGUUCAUCGUCAUGAUCUUCUAAAUGCAACAAUUUGAGAAUAAUAAUCUAAGAAUGGGAAAUAAUCGAGGGCAUUAAAUGAAAUUGAAAGC
This is a messenger RNA of Fusarium oxysporum Fo47, 861 nucleotides long. RefSeq lists its product as uncharacterized. Bases 211 to 750 code for a protein of 179 amino acids. The record is from RefSeq and is a predicted model, not a curated record. The transcript has 2 exons. NCBI's taxonomy places the organism in Eukaryota, Fungi, Ascomycota, Sordariomycetes, Hypocreales, Nectriaceae.